Dalotia coriaria is the source of this 2262-nucleotide messenger RNA. It is a transcript of the gene Faf2, whose product is annotated as Fas-associated factor 2. Bases 86 to 1465 code for a protein of 459 amino acids. Gene Ontology annotation, cellular component: endoplasmic reticulum. NCBI's taxonomy places the organism in Eukaryota, Metazoa, Arthropoda, Insecta, Coleoptera, Staphylinidae. The transcript has 4 exons. Gene Ontology annotation, molecular function: ubiquitin binding. The record is from RefSeq and is a predicted model, not a curated record.
GAAUAUAAAUAACUCUUAUUUUAUAUCACAAAAUUGUCACGUCAUCUACGCACCGCCACGAAUCGCUCUCAACAAUCCCCAUAUCAUGUCGCACAUCAUGGAGCUGCUGAAGUCCUUGUUGACCAUGGACUACCUCGGCGAUAGUGCCGGUCUUACCUCGGAGCAAACGGACAAGGUGCUACAGUUUCAAGACCUUACCGGUGUCGAGGACAUUUCUAUUUGCCGCGACGUCCUGCAGCGUCACCAAUGGAGUCUCGAGGUCGCCGUCCAGGAGCAGCUCAACAUCAAAGAGGGUCGCCCAUCGGUAUACGCUAGUGAGGCGCGCCCGCCGGCCGUCAUCAGCGACCACCUCGCCCAGCACGUGUUCUACUCCCCGCCCUCCGACGGCAGUGCCAGCGGUUUCAAAGGCUUCCUCCGCAACGUCAUACGUGUCUUUUUUAGCCUCUGUUACAAUAGUCUCCUAUCAUUAUUUAGUACUGUAUUUAGAAUAUUUGGUGCUACCGAAAGAGCCCCACUAACAAAUCCAUUACAAGAUGUAAUGACCUUCAUACAGUCGUACGACGAGAAGUACACAUCGCAGCAUCCGGUCUUUUACCAGGGCACCUACUCGCAGGUGCUCAACGAUGCGAAGCGCGAGCUCAAGUUCCUGCUCAUCUACCUGCACAACGAGGAUGCUGUCGACACCGCGCGAUUUUGUCGCACCACCCUGGCGAACACAGCGGUGAUCAACUAUGUCAAUCAGCAUUUCUUCUUUUGGGGUUGCUCGACGCGUUCGGGCGAGGGAUACAAGGUGUUGCAGCUGUACCGCCCGACCUACUAUCCGUACCUGAGCGUGGUCGUCCUUAAGGAAGGUCGAAUGACAAUUGUUGCACGCAUGGAGGGCUACUGUGCCGCAGAAAUGCUCCAUCAGCGACUUGCGACGAUAGUGCAUGACUUUGAAGCAAAUCUGGUAACGGCGCGAGCGGACCGCAUGGAGCAGAGCCUCAAUCGGUCAUUGCGCGCUCAUCAAGACGAAGCCUAUAUGGAGUCAUUGCGCGCCGAUCAGGAGAAAGAGCGGCGUCGUGAAGAGGAGCGACGCGUUGCCGCCGAGAUACUGCGACGAGAGGAGGAGGAACGUCUUGCGGAACAAGAGCGGAAGAUGAGCAUUGCGCGGGAGAAAAUUGAAUUGGUGACGAAGGUGCCGAAGGAGCCGAAUCUCGAUCAUCCCGAUGCCGUGCAUGUCGUCAUUAAACUGCCGUGCGGGACGCGGCUCGAACGACGGUUUCUAAAAACACAUUCCUUAGAGGCGAUCUUCUACUUUGUGUUCUGUCAUCCAUCGGCUCCGGACGCUUUCGAGAUAACGCGCAAUUUCCCGAAACGGGUAUUGAAAUGCCGAGCAACAUCUUCAAAUUGCAGCAUACAGACGAUUGAUGAAGCCGGUUUGUCGAAUCGCGAGGUACUAUUCGUCAACGAUCUCGACGCGUAGCGAGCAGCCACGGGGUGGGCUGUUGUAUAAAUGAGGUGCGUAAUAAACGACAUGAAAAUUAGGCAAACGAGCAUUUCAACAUAUUCUCUUUUAUAACGUGUUUUUUUUUUUGGUUAAAUUAACGAACGGUCAAUAAUUGGUAAUUUCUAUGGCACAAGUGCAGCAUCUUUGGUUAUGUUAUAGGAUUUUCUUUCUUUUUUUUUGUACUGUUACUGAUAAUUACUAAUCGUGUCUUAAUCUUCAUAUUUCGAUUAUGAAACUACUAGAUGUAUUUCACUUUAUCACCCACUAGAGGUUUAAUGAGAAUUACUUUGCAUAUUACAUAGAUAUAUUUAUAACAGUUUAUACUUGGUUUACUUGACUUGGUUACACUUUGUUGUAUUUUUCUCUGGUGUCGGCGCAAGUUUUGUACCGCGAUGGAAAUAUCGAAUUAGUGUGCGCGUAGGCGACACAGUUGUAUCAAAGCAUAUAGGUUGUUUUACUGCCUAAAUAAUUAUCUAAAUAAAAUUCGAGUUGCAUUUACAUUUUUUACAUUUUACACAAACACGGUGGUUAUUUCUAGGUGGUAACGCAAACUCGUGGCUAAAUAUAAAGCAGACCAAAGAACAAUAACCUUUUCAAGUUUUCUUUUUCUUUUUUUUUGUUCCUUUGUAUCAAAGUACCGAAAUAGAAUUGUUGUUAAUAAGAGUAUGACAUAAAUGUUAAAUCUGCUGCGAAGUAUAAAUACCUACGUUUUUGUUGUUUCUUGCAUUGUGAAGCGUAUUUUCAUUAGAAAAUAAACUUUUAUCUUCGAUAAA